AUGAGUAACCGAUUUUUGUCGAUAUCGACAAUAGGUCGAGCAACAGCUAUUAUUGUAAGACCACAUCCUUAUUAUUAUCAUUAUGGUAAACGUAUAUCAUCGAUUGAUACGAAUCGUUUACUAUUAUUAUCAUCAACACAUAUUCGGUCAUUUCAUUCAUCAUCGAUACUUUUCGAUGAUAAAUCUAAAAUAGAAAAAACAGUUGAAUUAUUAAAAGAUGGAGCUCUUGAAGAAAAAGCAAAACCAAUAGCAACAACACUAACGAAAAUAACUGUUCCAGUUAUUCCUCCGGAUACAACAGUUGCUACUACAAGCACACCAUCAACUGACUCAGCAGUCAUUAAACGUAAAUCACUUUGGCAACGGAUUGUUCAUGAAUUAAAACAUUAUUAUAAUGGUUUCAAAUUAUUAUUUAUUGAAACAAAAAUUGCAUUUCGUCUUCUAAGACAAGUUUUAAAUGGUCAUACAUUAACACGACGAGAACGAAAACAAUUUACACGUACGGCAGCUGAUUUAUUUCGACUGUUACCAUUUUCUGUUUUCAUCAUUGUUCCAUUUAUGGAAUUUACAUUACCAAUAUUUUUAAAACUUUUUCCAAAUAUGUUACCAAGUACAUUUAAAGAGGCAGAUAAAGAACAAGAAAAAUUAAAAAAACAAUUAAAAGCAAAAUUAGAAGUAGCUAAAUUUUUACAAGAUACAUUGGAAGAUACAGCAUUAAAAUCGAAAAAAAAACGUUCAGAUGAUACACUAACAACACAAUUUGCUGAGUUUAUGCAAAAGAUUCGUUCAACCGGCGUUCAACCGUCAACUGAAGACAUAAUGAAAUUUUCAUCAUUAUUUGAAAAUAAAUUAACAUUGGAUAAUCUUGAUCGUCCACAAUUAGUUGGUUUAUGUAAACUUCUUGGUAUAUCAACAAUUGGUCCUGAUUAUUAUCUUCGUUUUACACUUCAUUUAAAAUUACGUAAUUUAGAAGCUGAUGAUAAAUUAAUUGAAGAUGAAGGUAUUAAUAAUCUUACUGUUGAAGAAUUACAAGCAGCAUGUCGUGAACGUGGUAUGCGUUCACUUGGUGUUAGUGUUGAACGUUUACGUUCUCAAUUACAACAGUGGCUUGAUCUUCAUCUUAAUCAACGUAUACCAUCAACUAUUUUAUUGUUAUCACGUGCACUUUAUUUACCGGAAAAUAUUCCACAAGAAGACAUACUUAAAGCAGCUAUUCAAUCAUUACCAAAAGCAAUUGAUAGUGUAACAGCUGUUAAAAUAGCUGAAGUUAGCGGUGAACGUGUUGAUAAUACACAACGUAUUGAAGCUAUUAAACGUGAAGAUGAAGCUAUUAGAAAAGAAAAAGAAGAAAAAGCUAAAGAUGAAAAAUUAUCUGAAGAUGAAAUGAAAAAGAAACAAUUAGUUGAACAAGUUGUUGCACCAACAAUACCAUUAGAUGUUCCUAAAGCAGAAAUUCUUGUUGAUAAAGCACCUAUACUUAGUGAUCAUAAAAAAGAAGACAAAAAAGAUGAUCAACAAAUUGAUGUUGAACAAUUUGAAACGGCACUUGAAAAACUUGUUCAUCAAAAAGCACAAGAAGUUAAAACAACAGUUGAAGAAAUUAAAGAACUUAAAGAUGAUGUUAAAGAUUAUAAAGAAGAUGUUAAAGAACUUGAAACAUUGGCUGCAACAAAGCAAGUUAAAUAUUUAAGUGAAACACGUUCUGCUAAAGCACUUUCAAAACGUAUUGAUAAACUUGUUGGUGAUCUUGAUCACAUUGUUCAAACACUUGAUAAAAAACAAGAUUCACUUGAAAUAGAUAUUAAAACUGAAGAAGAUAAAUUAAAAGAAGUUGCAUUAAAAACGGACCAAGUUCAAAAACAGAAAGAUUUUCUUACAGAAAAAAAAGAAAUUCUUGUAUCAACUCAAGAAUUAGUUAAUACUAUUCGAGAAAUUCAAAAAGUUUCAAAUAAAUUUCCGGAUACUCAAGUUUGGGAUAUAAUUAAUCAAUUUGAUCAUAAUAAAGAUGGUUUCAUUGAAGCUGAUGAAAUAUUAAAAGCAUUUGAAAUAAUUGGGAAUGAAAAAGUUAAAAUAUCGAAAAAACAUUUGAAAGAAAUAAUUGAUCUGGUACGAAAAGAACAAAUUAUUGAAGAUAAAGAAAGAAAAGAAGAAAUGGAUGCGAAAGUUAAGCAAGAAACUGCAUCGAAAACAACAACAGAAACUAAAAACAUUUAA
This is a messenger RNA of Rotaria sp. Silwood2, 2214 nucleotides long. The record is from the annotation of a GenBank genome assembly. Lineage: Eukaryota; Metazoa; Rotifera; Eurotatoria; Philodinida; Philodinidae.